AUGCUCCUUUGUCGUCUGUCGGCACGAGCCAGGCGACAUCCGCCUCAUUUCUACCUCAUCUCACAACUGUUGUCAACGUCAGAAUGGCAGCAAACUCACGUGAGAUUGGUCAGAGAAUCCGUGGAUCCCUCUGUGGUCUGCUCCCGAGACUCUAUUUAUCCGAGCUUUAUUGCUAAAGCUGGUGUCUUCGGCGAAGUUCUCUGUGAUUCUCAAACUGACGGUGGAGGCUGGAUUGUCAUUCUAAAGCGCUUUGAUGGAACUCUAAAUUUUUUCAGAAACUGGGCGGUAUAUAAGACUGGUUUUGGAAAUGUCCAGGGAGAAUUCUGGAUGGGUAAUUUUAAUGUCUUUUUAUUGACGUCAGGUGGUCAUUUUGAUUUAAGAGUUGAUAUGGAGUUUGAAAACAACAGGUACUCCGCUACAUAUUCAUCAUUCAGGUUGGGACCAGAAAAUGAUAAUUUCCGUCUUCAUAUUAAGGAAUUUCUCGGAGGGAAUGCGGGCGAUAGUUUGAGUUAUCAUAAUAAUUCAGUUUUCAGUACAGCUGAUAAGGAUAACAACAGGUACGCGACGCAUGGGAACUGUGUGAUGUAUGCUCGUGCUCCGUGGUGGUACAAACAGUGUAUGAGAAGUCUGCUCUUUGGGGAAUGGAAGGGUUUGGGUUUGGGUAAGGGCGUUAUUUGGUCAACUAUUACCGGCAACGACAAGUCCCUUGACUCUGUUGAAAUGAAGAUAAGAAUGGACACAAAGUGGUAUUAA
Molecule: messenger RNA, 753 nt
Organism: Candidula unifasciata
Lineage: Eukaryota; Metazoa; Mollusca; Gastropoda; Stylommatophora; Geomitridae
Source: the annotation of a GenBank genome assembly